Molecule: messenger RNA, 1644 nt
Organism: Camellia sinensis
Lineage: Eukaryota; Viridiplantae; Streptophyta; Magnoliopsida; Ericales; Theaceae
Source: RefSeq, a predicted model, not a curated record
CAAAACAUGCAAGAGGUGAGAGGCUAACCAAAAACAAUUAUGGGUUAUAUACUCUUGUCCCUCCUCCUUGUAAUAUCUCAAUCAAGAACAACAACAACAAAUGGUAGUGAGGAAGCUUCAACACAUAGUAGUUAUGGCAGUGACUCUCUCAAUCGCACCAGUUUUCCACCCAGUUUUACCUUUGGCACAGCCUCUGCUGCUUAUCAGUACGAAGGUGCAGCAAAUGAAGGUGGUAGAGGUCCUAGCAUAUGGGAUACCUUCACGCAUAGAUAUCCAGGUGGAAAGCUAAGUGGUGGAGUGAACAAGGAAGGAGUCAAAUAUUACAACCACCUUAUAGAUGAGCUCUUGGGAAAAGGUAUAAAGCCAUUUGUGACCCUUUUCCAUUGGGAUCUUCCCCAAGCAUUGGAAGAUGAGUAUGGUGGUUUCUUAAGUCCAAAAGUUGUGGAUGAUUUCAAAGGCUUUGCAGAACUUUGCUUCAAAGAAUUUGGUGAUAGGGUGAAGCACUGGAUCACCUUGAACGAGCCGUGGUCAUAUAGCAUGAGUGGGUACGCAGUUGGUAACUAUGCACCAGGUCGAUGCUCUUCAUGGCUACAGUUAAAUUGUACUGGUGGGGAUUCAAGCACUGAGCCAUAUAUUGUAUCACACCACGAACUUCUCGCUCAUGCAACUGCAGUGAAUUUGUACAAGCGAAAGUAUCAGACAUCACAAAAGGGAAAGAUUGGAAUUACACUCAUAUCACAUUGGAUGGUACCUUUCUCAGAAGAAAGACAAGACCGUACUGCUGCACUAAGGGCCCUUGAUUUUAUGUUUGGAUGGUUUAUGGACCCUCUAACAACCGGUGACUAUCCACAUACAAUGCGGACUCUUGUGGGAAAGCGACUUCCUAAGUUCUCCAAAGAACAGUCCAAGAUGUUAAAAGGAUCAUUUGAUUUUCUCGGGUUGAACUAUUACACCGCUAAUUAUGCAGCAUACACACCAAACUCCAACAGUGUAAAUGCCAGUUAUUUAACAGAUUCUCAGGUUAACCUUACAACUAAGCGGAAUGGGGUUCCUAUCGGUGCGAUGGCUGCUUCAACUUGGCUUUUCGUUUAUCCAAGAGGCAUUUAUGAUAUUCUUCUCUACGUGAAGAAAAAAUAUAAUAAUCCGCUUAUUUAUAUCACGGAGAAUGGGAUUGAUGAGGCAAAUAAUGCUACAUUAUCACUUGAAGAAGCCCUUGCCGACAACACAAGGAUACAUUACUAUUAUCACCAUCUUUCUUUCCUUCUACAAGCAAUCAAGGAUGGUGCUAAUGUAAAAGGAUAUUUUGCAUGGUCACUGCUGGAUAAUUUUGAAUGGAGCUCGGGUUACACAGUUCGUUUUGGCAUCAACUAUGUGGAUUACAAAAAUGGUUUGAAAAGAUAUUCCAAACUUUCAGCCAAAUGGUUCAAGAAUCUUCUAAAAAAUGGAGACAUAUGAUUCAAAAUGUAAUUCUCCAAUCAUUUUACAUCCUUCAAAUGUAUUAGUAAAAUAAGUUAGAUUCUUCUCUACACUUUGUAAUGAUCUCUAGCAAUUUGCUUUUAAACAUAAUUUAAUGGUCACACAAGAAAGAGAUGUAACCGAAAUAAAUCAAUAACAGUUAUCAGAAAAUCUAUUACCUUUCACAAA